GGAGUCUAUUGUAAGGGAGUAGCACCCGGAGCAAGCACAAAGAGCGCACUCACUGCAUCACUCACUCACACCGUGCACCAUGAGCACCAAUAUCAGGUACAAGAGCAAACUGCUCAAGACAGACGAGAAGGAGACAGCGGGGUAUGAUGGUUUCAGAACUGGUUUGACAUUGGGCUCCCAUGAGAGCCGCCCUCAGUCUCUCACAACGGAUCAAGAGAAGCAAUAUGUUGGAUUUGCUACAUUACCUAAUCAAGUUCACCGAAAGUCUGUGAAGAAGGGAUUCGACUUUACUCUUAUGGUUGCUGGAGAAUCUGGCCUAGGAAAAUCUACGUUAGUCAACAGUCUGUUUCUAACAGAUCUCUACAAAGAGAGGAAGUUACUCAAUGCAGAAGAAAGAAUUAGUCAGACGGUGGAAAUCCUAAAACAUACAGUAGACAUAGAGGAGAAGGGAGUGAAAUUGAAGCUGACCAUAGUAGACACGCCAGGGUUUGGAGAUGCAGUCAAUAACACUGAGUGCUGGAAGCCCAUUACUGACUACAUAGACCAGCAGUUUGAACAGUAUUUCCGCGAUGAGAGUGGACUGAACCGGAAAAACAUCCAAGAUAACAGGGUGCAUUGCUGCUUGUACUUCAUACCACCUUUUGGACAUGGGCUCCGGCCUGUGGAUGUGGCAUUUAUGAAAGCUCUACAUGAGAAGGUGAACAUUGUUCCUCUGAUUGCCAAGGCUGACUGCCUGAUACCAAGUGAAAUACGCAAACUGAAGGAGCGGAUCAGAGAAGAGAUAGAAAAAUUUGGAAUUAAGGUGUAUCAGUUCCCAGAGUGUGACUCUGAUGAAGAUGAUGACUUCAAGCAACAGGACAGAGAGCUAAAGGAGAGUGCCCCUUUUGCAGUCAUUGGUAGUAACACAGUAGUAGAAGCCAAAGGUCAAAGGGUACGAGGUCGUCUAUACCCAUGGGGCAUUGUGGAAGUGGAGAACCAGUCUCAUUGUGAUUUUGUGAAACUGAGGAACAUGCUGAUCAGGACACACAUGCACGACUUGAAGGAUGUCACGUGUGAUGUACAUUAUGAAAACUACAGAGCGCAAUGUAUCCAGCAGAUGACCAGGAACGAAGAAAUACAGAACACUGCACCAAGCAAGCUAACUCAGGAUAACAGGAUAGAGAGCCCAAUCCCGAUUCUGCCAUUGCCAACACCUGACGCCGAGACAGAGAAACUGAUAAAAAUGAAGGAUGAAGAGCUGAGGCGGAUGCAGGAAAUGUUGCAGAAAAUGCAGCAACAGAUACAAGAGCAGUGAGCAUCAUAUCACAACGGCACUUACCCUUCACGGUUCCCACGCCCCAAAAUCCGUCACCACUAGGACCAGUACUGAGAUGGACGUGAUAUCUUUGGACUCAUCUCUGUAUAUUAUUUAUUGUUCUAAGCACCCGUCCAAUAUGAACUCCUCCCUAUGUAUACCGACCUCUCCCAUUCCUCUUCUAACAUCUCACUGUAAUGGAGCCAAGCACUUCACAAUAAGGCUUAACCCCCCCCCAACACAAUAUGGUUUUCAUCUUAAAAGGACCUGUAGAAACAAAACAUGAAUAAGUAAGAAGAAUUUUGGGAAACAAGCAGGACAACUCCACGACGUGAUGAAAAUAAGAGCUUAUUCUGUUCCAAACCACAAACUCUUAAAUAUUGAUUUUUAACAAAAAAUAUCAUCUUUCUUUCACCAAGGUCUGUCCUUAAAGUAGAAGGAGUUUUAUGUACAGGGUGAGAGCUGAAAUAUUUGUUUUGUUCCUGCGCGCUUUACCUUGCUAUAAGAAAAGCUUGUGCUAUUUUGUAUUUGUA
This is a messenger RNA of Spea bombifrons (plains spadefoot toad), 1827 nucleotides long. It is a transcript of the gene SEPTIN5, whose product is annotated as septin 5. The transcript is spliced from 14 exons. Gene Ontology annotation, biological process: cytoskeleton-dependent cytokinesis; regulation of exocytosis. The record is from RefSeq and is a predicted model, not a curated record. Gene Ontology annotation, molecular function: GTPase activity; GTP binding; molecular adaptor activity. Gene Ontology annotation, cellular component: synaptic vesicle; septin complex; cell division site. Bases 80 to 1294 code for a protein of 404 amino acids. NCBI's taxonomy places the organism in Eukaryota, Metazoa, Chordata, Amphibia, Anura, Pelobatidae.